AUGUCUCGAAAGCUGCAAACAUUAGGUCUUGCAUACUUCGGCUUGAUUGCUGCUUGCUUAUUCUUUUCAGCUAGUGCAGGCUCAAAAGACAGUGAAAUAAAAGGCCCUGCAGUUGGAAUUGACUUGGGUACAACCUAUUCGUGUGUAGGUAUCUACAGGAAUGGCCGUGUCGAGAUCAUUCCUAACGACCAAGGCAAUAGAAUUACUCCCUCCUACGUAGCCCUCUCUGAAGAAGGUGACAGACUUGUAGGAGAAGCCGCCAAAAACCAAGCUGCCAUCAACCCUAGCGCUACCGCUUACAGUGUCAAGAGACUUAUAGGUAGAAAAUAUGACGACGAUACAGUACAGAAUGACAAAAAGCUUCUAUCAUACGACAUCGUUAAUAAGCAAGGAAAGCCUUACAUUUCCUUGAAAACAGGCAAAGAAGUCAAAGAAUUCGCUCCUGAAGAAAUCAGCUCAAUGGUCCUCGCCAAGAUGAGAGACAUUGCUGAGGCCUUCUUAGGACAAGAAGUCAAACAUGCAGUUGUCACUGUCCCAGCUUACUUCAACGACUCACAAAGACAAGCAACCAAAGACGCUGGCGCUAUUUCAGGACUUAAUGUUUUAAGAAUCAUCAACGAACCAACAGCAGCCGCAAUUGCUUAUGGUCUUGAUAAAAAAGGCCAAGGCGAAAAGAACAUAUUAGUUUUCGACUUAGGUGGUGGUACCUUUGAUGUCUCUUUACUCACAAUUGAUAACGGAGUUUUUGAGGUCGUCGCUACUUCUGGAGAUACACAUUUAGGAGGGGAAGAUUUUGACCAAAGAGUUAUGGACUACCUCAUCAAGCUUUUCCAAAAGAAACACAGCGUCGAUGCCAGCAAAAAUAAGCACGCUGUCCAGAAACUUAAAAGAGAAGUAGAAAACGCUAAAAGAGCUUUGUCAAGCACACAUCAGGUUACCAUUGAAAUUGAAGCUUUUCAUGAUGGGAUUGAUUUCAGUGAAACUUUGACCAGAGCCAAGUUUGAAGACUUGAACAAUGAUUUAUUCAAAAAGACUUUGGGACCUGUCAAACAAGUGCUUGAUGACUCAGGCAUGCAAAAGAGCGAUAUUGAUGAAAUUGUACUUGUGGGAGGAUCAACUAGAAUUCCUAAGGUUCAAAGAUUAAUCAAAGACUUCUUCAACGGAAAAGAACCAAAUAUGGGCAUCAACCCUGACGAAGCUGUAGCUUAUGGAGCUGCUGUGCAAGCUGGAAUUUUGAGUGGUCAAGGUGGAGAAGAAACAGCUGAUAUUGUCCUUAUUGAUGUUGCGCCUCUUAGCUUAGGAAUUGAAACUGUAGGAGGAGUCAUGACUGUCCUUAUCCCAAGAGGAACUGUCAUCCCUACCAAGAAAUCACAAGUCUUCACCACUUAUCAAGACCAGCAAACCAUGGUCUCCAUCCAAGUGUACGAAGGUGAAAGAGCAAUGACCAAAGAUAACCACAAACUUGGACAAUUCGACUUAAAAGACAUCCCACCAGCGGCAAGAGGAGUACCACAAAUUGAAGUGACCUUUGAAAUUGACGCCAACGGCAUUUUGAAUGUGGCAGCUGUCGACCAAGGAACCGGCAACAAAAACCACAUUACAAUUACCAACGACACUGGAAGACUUUCUAAGGAUGAAAUCGAAAGAAUGGUCAAGGAAGCUGAACAGUUCGCUGACCAAGAUAAAGAAGCCAAAGCUAAGGUAGAUGCUAGAAAUGCUCUCGAAAGCUAUGCUUAUUCUAUGAGAAACUCAAUUGAAGACACAGAAAAAGUUGGAGAUAAACUAUCAGAAUCAGACAAGUCAACAAUUAAAGAUGCAGUUGAAGACGCUUUGAGCUGGCUUUCAUCUAACCCAGAUGCUAGCAAAGAAGAGUACCAAGACAAACUUAAGGAAGUAGAAAAGAUUUGCAACCCAAUCAUUUCCAAGAUUUAUGACUCUGCUGGACAUGAAGAUAUGGGCUCACACGAUGAUCUUUAA
This is a messenger RNA of Blepharisma stoltei, 1977 nucleotides long. NCBI's taxonomy places the organism in Eukaryota, Ciliophora, Heterotrichea, Heterotrichida, Blepharismidae. The record is from the annotation of a GenBank genome assembly.